AUGGCAAAUGUAGACAGACUCAUUGAGCACAUCGGAGACUUUGGGCCUUUCCAGAAGAAGAUUGUCACACUUGGGUCAUUUCCGUUGAUCAUUUUUGCUUAUGUACUUGUUGGGGCUGUUUUCUUAGGGCACACUCCGGACCACUGGUGUUGGAGUCCUGGAUCUGAGCUCCUCCGGGAAGAAUGCGGCUGGACAGAGGUCGAAGUGCGGGAAGUAACAGUUCCCCGCUCUGAGCAGUCAGGAUCCUUCUGUCGCUGUGAGAGGUUUGCAGUGGACUGGAGCAAAAACCUAAACAAGUGCAGUGAACUUGACUGGAUGCUGACUUCUAAUUUAACCCAGCUGGCACCUUGUGAUGGCAGAUGGGUGUUUGACAAAAGCCGCAGCACUAUUGUUUCUGAGUUCUCAUUGGUCUGUGAGAAGUCUUGGCUCGCUGAUCUAAAUCAAGUUUUCCUGGCAUGUGGAUUUUUUAUUGGCGCUUUUGUCACUGGCUACUUGGCUGACAGGUUUGGCAGAAAGCCAUGUUUCAUUGCAUCAAUGGUUGGCCUUGGUGUCUCAGGUGUAGGGGUAAUGUUGUCACCAUGGUACUCCCUGCUGCUCGUCUUUCGAUUUCUACAAGGGUUUUGCGGAAAAGGAGCAUGGACGGCCAGCUAUGUAUUAGUGAUUGAGUUUUUUGGAUCAGAAAACAGAAAAUUUGUGUCCAUGGUGGGUCGGACUUUCUACAGCACUGGCAUGGUCAUCCUGUCUGGUCUGGCUUACUUCCUGUCCUCCUGGAGAACUCUGCAGCUGGUCAUGAGUCUGCCCUGCCUCCUGUUUAUCUUUUACCACUGGAUUGUUCCUGAAUCUCCACGUUGGCUGUUCUCACAAAAAAGAACAACAGAGGCCAUGAGUGUUGCUGCAGACAUUGCAAAAUGCAACGGGAGAUCUUUACCUCAAAAUCUUCCAGAGAUAAUUCUUUUGGAGGAAAAGAAAGAAGUAAAUCCGGUAUCAGUAAUGGAUUUGUUUAGGACACCAAGUAUAAGAAAAAAUACACUAAUUUUAACUUAUGCAUGGUUUACGAGUACUGUUGUGUUUCAAGGCCUGGUCUUGCGGUUGGGGAUCACAGGCAACAACAUCUUCUUGGAUUUCUUUAUCUCUGCUGCGGUGGAGCUUCCCACUGGCCUCAUCUUCUACCUGCUGGUUGACAGAGUCGGUCGACGCUCCCUCAUGGCCAUUGCAAACUUCACAGGUGGCAUUGCCUGCCUUGUCAUCCCUUUUAUCUCUACAGAUUUUGUGUGGUUGAAAAAGUCUAUUGCAAUCAUAGGAAGACUUGCUGUUGCCAUUGGAUUUGAGACCUUGAACUUUGCCAACACAGAGAUGUAUCCGACAUCUCUGAGAAAUCUGGGUGUGUCAGUGUGCUCAUCAGCCAGUGACAUGGGAGCAGUUGUGGCCCCAUUUUUGCUCUACAGACUGGCCAGUAUUUGGCAGGAGCUGCCACUUUUUCUUUACGGUGUGAUGUCCGUGCUGUACAGUGGAUUGGUGACAAGGUUGCCUGAGAUGAGCGGAGUUGCCCUGCCAGAGACCAUUGAAGAUGUGGAGAAUCUGAAAGGGGGGAGAGACAAGUCAAAGGAUCCAGACAGUUUUAUUAUAUGA
Plectropomus leopardus (leopard coralgrouper) is the source of this 1629-nucleotide messenger RNA. RefSeq names its product solute carrier family 22 member 3 (gene slc22a3). Gene Ontology annotation, biological process: transmembrane transport. The record is from RefSeq and is a predicted model, not a curated record. Lineage: Eukaryota; Metazoa; Chordata; Actinopteri; Perciformes; Serranidae. Gene Ontology annotation, molecular function: transmembrane transporter activity. Gene Ontology annotation, cellular component: membrane.